Messenger RNA from Podarcis muralis (Common wall lizard), 3595 nucleotides. The record is from RefSeq and is a predicted model, not a curated record. Lineage: Eukaryota; Metazoa; Chordata; Lepidosauria; Squamata; Lacertidae.
AGGUUAUAUGCAAAAGGUUUGAUGGAAAAGAUGAAUGGAAAUUGAUGGAAAAGAUGGCUUUCACAGAGGUUUGAAGCACUUCCACCAUAAAAGUUCAAAAGUUUCAGACUCACUAUUUUCUGGUAGAAUUCAACCACCUACCUGCAAAUUCACAUCACACAAUUAGUGUUAAUUGGGAAGUCUUGCACAGCAAACCUACUUCUCACAAAUAUUUGUUUUUUGUGCUAAGGAAAAUCAUUGGAAAAUGUACUGAAAAAUGUGGGAUAACACUUGAUUUGACAAUGUUCUAAACUGGUGGCACAAAAUUAGGAUGAAUGCUCAACAAAUAGGUUUUUUGGAAGCAGUCAUAUUUUUUAAUUUUCAACUGUUUGGUUCAGAUAGAGGUACUAUGGCAGAAUAUUAUUAUGCCCAACUGUUUUCAUAUUUCUGUUCAUCAUUCACAAGGAAUGCAUUUUAAAUUCUCAUAUACAGUGUAAUAGUGCUGGAUUGUUUGUUGCACAGAGCUGUACGUUGAAUUCAGUAGAUCUACAAUAUUCUAAUAGAGAAUGAUGAACACUAUCAACUGAUACAACUUGUCACAAUAAAAGAGAGAAAAUGGAACAGGAGAAAUCUUUUAAAUUGUUUGUACCACCAAUACUGAAUAAUACCCAAGUAUCUGCAGUCAAACCACAGACAAGCAAACGAGAUGGACGAUGUUUUCAGGAUUUUAGCAAGGGAACUGAAGAUGAUUAUAACUUGCCUUUUGGGAUGAAAAGUAUGUCAAAACAUAUAGAAGUCAUAGAACCUGUAAAACCUGUGCCUGAGCUAGAAAUGGAGAACAUGGAGACAAUGAAUGAGCUUUAUUCAAGGCUUUACAAAGAAGCUGAAAAGAUCAAGAGAUGGAAAGUCACUACAGAAUAUGAAUUAAAGGAAAAGGAAAGAAAAUUGCAAGAAAACAGAAAGAUUAUAGAAGCACUACGUAAAGCUAUUCAAGAGUUACAGUUUGAAAAUGAAAAACUAAGCUUAAAACUGGAAGAUGUAAUACAUGAAAAUAAAGAUCUUCUAAAAGAAAACAGUGCUACAAGACAUUUGUGCAAUUUGCUCAAAGAAAAGUGCAUGCAAUUGAUGGAGAAGUCUAACAAAUAUGAACAUGAACAAGAGGAAACCAGACAGAUGUAUGUGGAUCUUAAUAAUAACACGGAGAGAAUGAUACAUGCCUUUGAGGAACUUCGUGUACAAGCAGAAAACUCCAGAUUGGAGAUGGUUUUUAAAUUAAAAGAAGAAGCAGAAAAAAUAGGACAACUUGAAAAAGUCCACAAAAGAGAGAUGGAUGCAAUGGAAAAACAGGUGUCAGACUUGGCAGUGCAAAAUGGUGAAAAAGAUAAUAAAAUGAAAUACAUAAACCUACAGUUACAAGAAUCAAGAGAGUUCAUUGCUGAGUUAAAAGAAAUAAAAAAACAACAUGAUGAAGCGUUAAAAAAAGCACAGACUAAACAAAAUGACUUAUUGACUGAACUGGAAGAAACUAAAAGUUCUUUGCAAAAGGCAGAGAAUACUUGUAAGGGUUUAGAAACUGAGUUGCAAACUGCAGUAAAAACAUUAAUUCAAGUAACUGAACAAAAGGAAGCAACAAUAGAAGAAUUUAAAGAAUUUAAAGGAACAAGUGCAUCAGUUAUUGAUGAUCUCCAGGCUAAAAUUUCCAGUUUGAAGGAACUGCUAGAAAAAGAAGAAAUGAGACAGAAGGAACUCAGGGAUGAUUCAGAUAUAUUGGUUUUGGAACUCCAAAAGAAAUCAGCUGAAUUAGAAACAAUGGUCAAACUGAAAAAUGAUAAAGAAAAACAACUUGAAGAAAUGGAAAUAGCCUUGGAAAGUUCAAUCAAAGUUCAAAAAGAUUUGAAGAACCAGUUGGAGUAUGCACAGUCAGAAAAAAAUCAAUUAAUAAAGGAAAAGGAAUCUAGAACUGCUGAUGACUCUACUAUUCAGAAAAAAAUGCAUGACUUGGAAAUGGAGUUAUCUAGAGCAUUUGAAAAUAAACAAAAUUCCUUAGCGCAGCUUACAGCAGUGACAGCAGAGCUCGAAAAAGAAAAAUUAAAGAAUGAGCAACUAAGCCUGGAUUUGAGUAGACUUUUAUUGGACAAGGAAUGCAUUGCAACAGAGAAAAAUAAUAUAGUUAUUGAUUUUAAAAAGCUUCAAGGAGAUCUUAAGGACAAUAAAAAGAUUGGAGAAAAAGCUGAAAAGCAAAUACAAAACCUAAAAGAAACAAACUUCCAGUUAAGCAAUGAAUUAAAGUGCCUAAAAGAAGAGAUGAAAAAGAAAAAUGAAGAGGCAAAAAGCAAACUUGAUGAAAGUGAAGACAAUGUUCGAAACAUUGAAAAUGAAAUUUCUAAAAAGGAAAAGCAACUUAAAACAUUUGAAAGCAAGAUUAACAGUUUAAAGAAACAAAUUGAAACAAAAUCCAGGAAUAUUGAAGAAUUGCAGCAAGAUAACAAGGCUUUGCGAAAGAAAGUUGCAGCAGAGAGCAAGCAAUUAAGUAUUACGGAAGAAAAAGUGAAUAAAUUACAAUUAGAGUUGGAAAAUAUAAAGAAAUUGCAUAAAGAAACAACUGACAACUAUAAAAAUGAAAUAGAGAAGGCUAGAGAAGCAGAAGAAAAACUUUUUAAAGAGGCAGAGAGAAUGAAAUUCGUAGCUGAUGAAGCAGUAGCAAAGCAGAAAGAAAUCGACAUUCAAUGUCAGCACAAAAUAACUGAAAUGGUAGCACUUAUGGAAAAGCAUAAGCAUCAAUAUGAUAAGACAGUUGAAGAAAAAGAUGCAAUAUUAGAAUGCUAUAAGACAAAAGAACAAGAGGUAUCAUCAACAAUAGGAUCUUUGAAAAGUGAACUUUCCAAUAAGAAACAGGAACUCUCCUCCCUUCAGGAGCAACUUAAAAUAGAAAUGGAAGAGAAGGAAAAGCUAGCAAGAGAAGCAAAUAAAGGUGACAUUUCUAAAAAAGAAAAAAGGCAUCAGAAAACACAAACAUCCUUCAUGGAAACACCUAAAACCAAUAGCCUAGAUUCUCCAUCUCUUCAUUCCAAAAAGAAAAUAUCCCAAAAAUUUACACCUGCUAAUGUGAACAAGUUGGAAUACAAAGAAAAGUCUUCUUGGACACCUGCCAGGACUUACACUGUGAAAACACCUCCAAAAUCUAAAUUACUAAGAGAAAGCACCAGCCUACUUUCAGAAGAAGUAACAAAGAAAAAAAGAAAAGUUCUUUUAGAACUGGAUACUCAGUCAGAUACCUCUGAGAACGACCUCCUGAGCAUCGUUUCAGAGGAAGAAAUGUUUAAAAAGCUGUAUAAAGAUUAUCCACAAACUUCUUGCCUAUGUGUCAUGACACCAAAAAAGGUUCACAUGCCACCAACUUUGAAAACUCCUGGAUCUUCUGUUAAGGUUGCAGCUUUAAGAAAGAUGCGAGAUGCUGGAUGGACUGCAAUCUCCAAAGUGGAUAGAAAGAAAAAAAUGAAAGAAGCUGGAAAACUUUUUGCAUAAGUGAAACUUACUGUAAUGUUGAACUAAUUGUUUAGUUUAUCAUAUUUGAAUACUCUGCCUUCAUUUCAUUUUUGUUCCAGUAACUUUUUUU